AUGACAUUUUUAACUUCAUUUCUAUUCCUUAGUUCAGGAUUCCUUAUUUACAUAAUUUUGAACACUCACAUCUCUUCAUAUGUUAUUAAUGAUUUUAAAUUAAUUAAUUAUAGGAAUUUCUAUCCUGAAAAUUCUAUUUACACAAAUUCUUAUAUUAUAAAAUCAGUAUGGGCUAAUAAAUAUUCUCGUAAUAGUCCAGAAAUGGACUUGCUGAUUUCUAGUAUUAAUAACCCUUCUUGGGAACAUGGUCCUUUGAAGAUUAACCGUCCACACACAACUAAGGAAAUUUACAAGGUAAUGGAAAGUCUUUUAAAACGUAAAUUACAUAUGAAUGAUAUUAAAAAGAUUUUCUAUAAACCUAUUAUUAAAGAUGAGGAUUAUUUUGAUACGGAACAGAUUUAUAUUCCUCCAUUCAGACCUGAACCUAAGCCUUUAGAUAUAUUUGCUACUAAGCCUACUACUAAGGCUAUUGAUAGUUCUAAAGGUGAUGGUAUAAAAUUGAUUGGUAGAGAUAUUCCAUUUAUAAAGGAUGGUAAGAUUAAUAUUGAGAAACAGCGUUACAAAUUUGAAGAUAUCCUUGCUCAAACAUUAAUUUCAGCACUCUUGGAACAUGAAGAAAUUACUAAGUUUGAGCCAAGUAUUGUAAAAUAUCCACUUAAACAUCCGAAGGAUGUUAUUAAUAAUUAUAAUAGUCAAAUUGUUAAGGAGUUACUUAAUAAUAUUGUUGUUAUGGAUAAGGAUUCACCGGUUUAUAUACCUCAUGUUGAUCCUGAGAAUCUUGAACAUAUUCCCGGCUAUAAUUAUUCCAAUUUCACCAAUAAACUUUAUGAAAAUUAUACUAAAUUCCUUGAAAAAGAAUCCAAUGUUAAUUUCUCACAUUUAUUUACUAAUUUAUUAAAUCAACAAGAAGAAUUGAAUUUUGGUAAUUGGACAGAAUAUUUGGAAACGGAAUUAUUAUCAUAUUUAUACAAAUAUUCAAAUUUGGAGAAUAAUAAUAUAAAAAUAUCACAAGAUGAAUCUAUGUAUGAUCAUAUUUAUAUGUUCCUCAAUUUCAUAAAGAUCAAAUUCAUUAAAAGUCAAUUUUUCAAAUCAGAAUAUAAAUUACUCAAUAAAUACAUACAAUUCAAUUUGAAUAGAAAAUCAAGUUUGAAGAAAAUGCCAUAUUGGAUAUGGGUUCAAUAUUGGUAUAAUAGAGAAGAUUUUAUAAAUGAGAAUUUAUAUGAGAUUUUAAAGGAAAUUGUAAUAACAGAUCCAAAAGCGGAUUUAGGUAAGAUAACUUCAGGUUUAUUUGAAUAUACAAAUCCAUUAAAGAAAAUUAAUACAUUUAACAUAUUAUCCAAAUUUACUAUUAACAAUAUUAAUAAAUAUUUCAACUAUGUAAUUAGUAAAUUUGAUAAAAUCUCACCUAAAGUUAAUGAAAUACAACAUAUUAUUAAUUCAUAUUCCCAAGAGAAGAUAGAACCGAUAGGAGAUUUUUCUACUGAUGUAAUUAAUAUGAAUGAUAUUAUUGAUAAACUAGUAAAAGAUCAUAAAAGGAAUUUGAAAUUACAUAAUCAAACUAAUGGUAGUUGGAGUAAGGGUAGUAGUUGUGUUAAUGGGAGUGUUAGUGAUACUAACAGCUACCGUGAUACUGACGUUGAUACUGACACCGAUAUGGAAAAUAUAUUGAAUGAAAAAUUGGAUAAAAAUUUGUUAGGAUAUGAAUUUAGAAAUAUAUUAAGUUUUAAAAAGUUUGAAGAAGAGUAUAGGAAACAUAAUAUGAAACAUUUUGGUAGACCAGAUUAUUGUAUAAAAAAAGGUCAAUUAAUCAAGGGAAAAGUAUAUAAAAUCUUUAAAGAUAAAGUUAUUGUUGAUAUACAUGCAAAUAUUUUAGCACAAUUAUCAUUAAUUAAUUUUUUUCACUCACCUAAAGAAGUUCCAGUUGGUGGAUUUAAGAAUUUGUUUAAUGUUGGUGAUGAAUUGAUGUUUGAGAUUAUUGAAUUGUUUGAUCAUAAAAUUGAAUUAUCUAUGAAGAAUAUUAGGAAAUUUCAUAAGUUUAGAAAGAUACUUGAAAAUAAAAAUAAUAUCUUCUUAACCAAAGUUCUACAACGUUAUUAUAAUGGUAUUCUUGUACAAUAUUGCAAUUCCAAUAGCAAUUCUCUUGAUACCAGUACCGAUAACAAUACUAAUUCCAGUGAUACCAACUCCAAUUCCAGUUCCAAUGAUACCAAUACUAAUGACACCGACCCUUAUAUGAAUAAUUUGAAAGAUUUAAGUAAUUGUGGAUUUGUACCAUUGAAGAGUUUAACACAAAAGUAUAAAAAUGAUAAUGAAUUUGCUGAUAUAAAUUUGGUUGGACAGGUGAUUCCAGUGACUUUUGAAUACUUUGAACAUGUGAGUGAGAUUCCAAUACUAAGUAAUAGAGAAGCACUAAAGAGACUACAAAUAAUUUAUCUCAAAGAAGGUGAUAUUGUUAAAGGACAAGUCAUUAAAUAUAAACCUUAUUCUCUUGUUAUCAAAUUUGGACAUUUGGAAGGUUCUUUAUUUGUUAAUGAUAUGAAUAUUGAAUGUUAUAAACAACAUCUUGUAACUUAUCCCAAAUACAUUAUUACUCAAGUCAAACAUAUUGAUCAUGUAAUUAAACUUCCAUACUUAGUUAUAUUAUCCAUUAGGAAUUGUAUUAUAAUGUUGAGUAAUAAGGAUAUAUAUGACUUGAGUGAGGAGAAAUUAUCGAUGACUAACCAGUUUUUAAAGGAGUUUGAAAGUUAUUCACUUGAGGAGAAUCUUGAAAACUAUCAAAAGUUCAUGUCAAAUUAUACUUACAAGGAACCAAAUACUAUUUAUAAUAUUGAAUCAAAACCAUUAACAGAAUGGACACUAUAA
Messenger RNA from Theileria annulata, 2862 nucleotides. RefSeq lists its product as uncharacterized. The coding region runs from base 1 to 2862 and encodes 953 amino acids. Lineage: Eukaryota; Apicomplexa; Aconoidasida; Piroplasmida; Theileriidae. The record is from RefSeq and is a predicted model, not a curated record. The transcript has 6 exons. Gene Ontology annotation, molecular function: nucleic acid binding.